AGCAGAAGAGGGAGGGUCAACAUGGCGUCUGAACAGGAAAGCUCCAAUGGGCCAGUGAAGAAGUCCAUGCGAGAAAAAGCCAUAGAACGCCGUACUAUCAACAAGGAGCACAACAGUAAUUUCAAAGCAGGCUAUGUACCCAUAGAGGAAGAGCGUCUUCAUAAGACAGGGCUAAGAGGACGCAAAGGAAACAUGGCUGUGUGCAUCAUUAUCAUCCUCUUCCUCCUCGCCUUAAUUAAUUUAAUUAUCACAUUGGUUAUAUGGACAGUGAUCCGCAUCGGUCCGAAUGGCUGCGACAGUAUGGAGUUCCAUGAGAGUGGCCUGCUGCGCUUCAAACAGAAAGCAGACAUGGGUAUUGUCCACCCGCUGCACAAGAGCACAGUAGGAGGCCGUAAAGACCAGGAUCUGGUCAUUGUUGGUAACAACAACCCGGUAGUCUUCCAGCAAGGCACUACAAAGCUGAGCGUAGAAAAGGACAAGACCUCAAUCGUCAGUGAUGUCGGCAUAUCCUUCACAGACCCUCGGACCCAGACCACAUUCUUCAGCACUGACUUUGAAAACCACGAGUUUCAUUUGCCCAAAGGAGUCAAAGUCCUCAGCGUUAAAAAAGCUUCCACAGAAAGGAUCACCAGUAAUGCAGCAUCUGACCUGAACAUUAAAGGAGACUCUGCCAUCAUUCGUGGUAACGAAGGGGUCAACAUCAUGGGUCGGACAAUCGAGUUCAAAAUGGGUGGAAACAUUGAGCUCAGGGCUGAGAACAGCAUCGUGCUCAAUGGAUCGGUCAUGUUCAAUGCCACGCGUUUUCCUAACUCUGCAGGAGAUCUGUAUUUCAAUGAAGGUCAGGAGAGGUACAAGCUCUGCAUGUGUGAAGAUGGAACUCUGUUCCGUGUGCGGGUGAAAUUUACCAACAUGGGCUGCCAGACUUUAGAUAACCCAUGUAAGAAGGCUCACUAGGACUGGAAUCUGCUAUUGCAUCUCAAUCAGUCCACACUGAAUUCAGAUAAACCACUUUCAAAUUUAUUUUUGAUAGUGUGGAGCUCUAAUAUAUAGGACAUUCAUAAUGGCUUGGGCAUAAUAUCUCUGUGGGUCAUGUGUCAAAUUCUGUGUUUCUUAUUAUUUUUGCCACUUGGCCAAAGAAAAAAACUGUAGUAUUUUGUUUUUCUGCAGAUUUGCCAACUUGAGAUGAUAUCAGUCUAUGUUACUUCUAUAUAGUAGGACAUGAAACACUACACGUACAAAGGCUAAUGUACACUAUGGAGCCCUACUCUCAAAAACUAGAUUUAACUCUCUCUGGGAAGCUGGAUUUAAGAAAUAAAUGUUUCAAGUUUACAUUUUUUGAAAAUGUUUAACGCCAUCUGGUGCCAGUAUAGAACAUGACAUCACCAGGGCAUUUCAUUAGUUUAUGUUAGCUAACUAAUCACAGAACCAGUAACUCAGGUGAUAAUAAGGACACUAAAACCAAAAAAAGCAGGGAUCAAAGGGGAUCACUUUUUUAUUGCCCCUGGCUGCAAUGAUGCAUUUUAUGUUAAAAAAAACCAAGGAAAUGCUGAUCAAUUUCACUUUUUGUCUCUAAAGCAGUGAUUGGUUCUUCGUUAAUUGGCUAGCUGCAUUGAAACAGGAAAAUCCACCUGUUAUCUGUAAUGUUUGGGUUUGUAAAGCACUUUCUAAAUGAGCACUGAGUGGAGUAGAGCUUGUUUGAGUCAAGUAACAGGUUGUUUUACCAGACCAACAAGCUGGUGUUUUUCCUCGUCUGGCCAGAUGUACCUAGCAGCGCAAUCAGUUAAAGGCCACAACCUGCGAUCAAAUUUAUGCAAUAAAAUUUAUGUAUGUUUUUAUGUAUGUUGUGUUGUAAACUGUUUGGAUGUGCAUAGGAAAAGAGACUAUUUUAUUGCAUAAAUAGUGCUGAUUGCAUCUUGCAAACAUCUGUUUUGCCAGCUGAUUGUGCUUCUAGGUACACUCACCUACUGAAGAAACGGUGUGGUAUCGGACAGCAGCGUGUCGGUCUGGUGAACCACCUGUCACCUGACUCAAACAGGGUCUCCUCCACACAGUCCUCAUUCAUAAAGUGCUUUAUAAACCUUUGUAAAUGAGUGUUGGUCACCUACUGUGCCUAACAGGAGGAUUUUACUGUUUCAAUGCAGCUAGCCAAACAACAAGGGAACCACUUACUGCUUAAGAGACAGAAAGUGAAACUGAAUAUAGCUUUGUUUUUGUUUUUUUUGAUAAAAUUUAUUGUUGCAGCCAGGGACAGCACAAAAGUGAUACCCUUGGACUGCUUUUUAAUUUUAGUGUCCUUAUUCUCACCUGAGUUACUGGUUACUAGUUAGCUAACAUAAGCUAAUGUAAGUCUAUGAGCUGCAACCAAUAGGGGUGCAACGAUACACAAAAUUCACGGUUCGGUUCGGUUCGAUACUUUGGUGUCACGGUUCGAUAUUUUU
Molecule: messenger RNA, 2438 nt
Organism: Maylandia zebra (zebra mbuna)
Lineage: Eukaryota; Metazoa; Chordata; Actinopteri; Cichliformes; Cichlidae
Gene: sgcb
Product: sarcoglycan, beta (dystrophin-associated glycoprotein)
Biological process (GO): muscle organ development
Cellular component (GO): sarcolemma; sarcoglycan complex
Source: RefSeq, a predicted model, not a curated record